Messenger RNA from Suncus etruscus (white-toothed pygmy shrew), 3215 nucleotides. It is a transcript of the gene TLL2, whose product is annotated as tolloid like 2. Gene Ontology annotation, molecular function: calcium ion binding; serine-type endopeptidase activity; metalloendopeptidase activity. The transcript has 21 exons. Gene Ontology annotation, biological process: proteolysis. Bases 34 to 3066 code for a protein of 1010 amino acids. Lineage: Eukaryota; Metazoa; Chordata; Mammalia; Eulipotyphla; Soricidae. The record is from RefSeq and is a predicted model, not a curated record.
AGGUCCCUCGCUCGACGCCGGCCCCUCUGGACCAUGCCCACGGCCGCCGCGCUCGGGGCCCUCGUGCCAGGGCUGCUGCUGCUACUGCUGCCCCCGCACGCUGGGGGUCUCGGGGCGCGCUCGGACUUGGUCGCGGCGGACGACGCGGCGUGGGGAGGCGAGGAGGGCGCGGAGCAGCAGCUGGAGACGUACCACGACCCGUGCAAAGCCGCUGUCUUUUGGGGAGACAUCGCCUUAGAUGAAGAUGACCUGAAGUUAUUUCAUAUCGACAAGACCAAAGAUGGGAUCAAGCCACCAGAAGGAGCCGGACAUGGGCAUGACACAGGUGGGCUUGAUGAACAGCUGCUUGUGAGCUGGCCAAACUUCACAGUGGCAAAUACCAGCAGAGAAGCAGCUGGAAAAGAUGGCCAGGAGAGCACCAUGCUUCCACAGAGUGCGGGGACCAAUUUUCCCCGGGUCCGAAGAGCAACAACCUCAAGAAUUGAGAGGAUAUGGCCUGGAGGGGUGAUCCCCUAUGUCAUCGGCGGGAACUUUACUGGAAGUCAGAGAGCCAUCUUUAAGCAGGCCAUGAGGCAUUGGGAGAAGCACACCUGUGUGACCUUCAUAGAGAGGACGGAUGAAGAAAGCUUUAUUGUGUUCAGUUACAGAACCUGUGGCUGUUGUUCCUACGUUGGGCGCCGAGGGGGAGGCCCACAGGCCAUAUCCAUUGGAAAAAACUGUGACAAGUUUGGCAUCGUGGCACAUGAACUAGGCCAUGUGGUUGGGUUCUGGCAUGAGCACACCCGACCGGACAGAGACCAGCAUGUCACCAUCAUCAGAGAAAACAUCCAGCCAGGUCAGGAAUACAACUUCUUAAAAAUGGAACCUGGGGAAGUGAGUUCUCUGGGAGAAACGUACGACUUUGACAGCAUCAUGCACUAUGCCCGGAACACCUUCUCAAGAGGAGUUUUCCUGGACACCAUCCUCCCCCGACGAGAUGACAAUGGUGUCAGACCCACCAUUGGCCAGCGUGUACAGCUCAGUCAGGGAGACAUAGCUCAAGCCCGGAAGUUGUACAAAUGCCCAGCAUGUGGGGAGACCCUGCAGGACUCGACAGGAAACUUCUCUGCACCGGGUUUUCCGAAUGGUUAUCCUUCCUACACACACUGCAUCUGGAGAAUAUCAGUCACUCCAGGAGAAAAGAUUAUCUUGAACUUCACUGCCAUGGACUUGUUUAAAAGUCGCCUGUGCUGGUAUGAUUACGUGGAAGUCCGGGAUGGUUAUUGGCGAAAAGCCCCUCUUUUGGGUAGGUUUUGUGGAGAUCAAGUCCCAGAACCCCUCAUCUCCACAGACAGCCGGCUCUGGAUAGAGUUCCGAAGCAGCAGCAACAUCCUGGGCAAGGGUUUCUUCGCAGUGUAUGAAGCUACCUGUGGGGGAGACAUUAACAAGGACGCUGGCCAGAUCCAGUCUCCCAACUACCCAGAUGACUACAGACCUUCUGAGGAAUGUGUUUGGAGAAUUACAGUUUCAGAGGGCUUUCACGUGGGGCUCAGCUUCCAAGCUUUUGAGAUCGAAAGGCACGACAGCUGUGCAUAUGACUACUUGGAAAUCCGGGAUGGCCCCACGGAAGAAAGUGCCCGCAUUGGCCACUUUUGUGGCUAUGAGAAGCCCGUGGAUGUGAAGUCAAGCUCCAACAGAAUGUGGCUGAAGUUUGUGUCUGAUGGCUCCAUCAAUAAAGCUGGCUUUGCAGCCAAUUUUUUCAAGGAGGUAGAUGAGUGUUCCUGGCUGGACCGUGGUGGCUGUGAACAGCGCUGCGUGAACACAUUGGGCAGCUACAGAUGUGCUUGUGACCCUGGCUUUGAGUUGGCUGCUGAUAAGAAGACAUGUGAAGUGGCCUGCGGCGGGUUCAUUACCAAGCUGAACGGAACCAUCACCAGCCCUGGGUGGCCGAAGGACUAUCCCACCAACAAGAACUGCGUGUGGCAGGUGGUGGCCCCCGCUCAGUACCGCAUCGCCCUGCGGUUUGAAGUGUUUGAACUGGAGGGCAAUGAUGUAUGCAAGUAUGACUUCGUGGAAGUGCGUAGCGGCCUCUCCUCGGAUGCCAGGCUGCAGGGCAAGUUCUGUGGCUCUGAAACCCCCGAGGUCAUCACGUCUCAGGGCAACAACAUGCGUGUGGAGUUCAAGUCUGACAGCACCGUCUCCAAACGCGGCUUCCGGGCCCACUUCUUCUCAGACAAGGACGAAUGUGCCAAGGACAACGGUGGCUGCCAGCACGAGUGUGUCAACACAUUCGGGAGCUAUAUGUGCCAGUGCAAAAAUGGCUUCCGGCUCCACGAGAAUGGGCAUGACUGCAAAGAGGCUGGCUGUGCACACAAGAUCAGCAGUGCAGAGGGGACCCUGGCAAGCCCCAACUGGCCUGAUAAGUACCCCAGCCGGAGGGAGUGUACCUGGAACAUCUCUUCAACUGCAGGUCACAGGGUGAAACUUACGUUCAAUGAGUUUGAGAUUGAGCAGCACCAAGAAUGUGCUUAUGACCAUGUGGAGCUGUACGACGGGCCCGACAUCCUGGCCCCCAUCCUGGGCCGCUUCUGUGGCAGCAAGAAGCCUGAUCCAGUGGUGGCGUCUGGCAACAGCCUGCUCAUCAGGUUUCACUCGGAUGCCUCUGUGCAGAGGAGGGGUUUCCAGGCACAGCACAGCACAGAGUGUGGUGGUCGGCUGAAGGCGGAGGUACAGACCAAAGAGCUUUAUUCCCAUGCUCAAUUUGGGGACAACAAUUACCCAAGCCAGGCACACUGUGACUGGGUGAUCAUGGCAGAGGACGGCUAUGGCGUGGAGCUCAUCUUCCAGACCUUCGAGGUAGAGGAGGAGGCUGACUGUGGCUAUGACUACAUGGAGGCCUAUGAUGGCUAUGACAGCACCGCACCCAGGCUCGGCCGCUUUUGUGGCUCUGGGCCACCGGAAGAAAUCUACUCUGCAGGAGAUUCUCUAAUGAUUCGAUUCCACACAGAUGACACCAUCAACAAGAAAGGCUUUCAUGCCCGAUACACCAGCACCAAAUUUCAGGAUGCCCUGCACAUGAGGAAAUAAUAUCAAUGCCCUGAACGACAGGAACUGAGAAUGUUUUUUAUAUCAAUUGCACCUUGUGAAUCUGCCCUAAAACAGUGUACAGUAUUUUUUUCUCCCCUCCCCAAUACCCUCAAAAUCAAGUCUCAGAGGUAGGUAUUUGAUAAAGCUUG